GAGUGUAGAUCGAAAAGUUCAUACCAUAAUAAAUAAACUUAAAGAUUACACGCAAAAGGAAUCUCUCACUAAAGCUUAUAUUAAUGCUAAAAUUUAAGGAUAAAUAACAUAAAGGUUGUAAUUCUGCCGAUAAUGAUUAAUUCAUUAUUGGAACUUCAAAGACGCAUCAAGUGUAAAGUGUGGAAGAAAUGGCAUCUGUUCCAUGCUACGGACUUUCAGUCGCUGAUGUAUCCCUGCUUUACCAUUUGUCGCAUUCUCGGAAUAUUUCCGUACAAAAUCAACGCUUUGACUUUUGAAACUUCGAAACGACAUUACAUUUUUCCGACCGUUAUUAUUUGCGCUCUCUGUAUUUACGAACUGGAAGCACUGUAUGAGAUUAACUUUAGUAAAAACAUGUCACACGUACCAAGCAUUCUCGCACGCAACUGUUUUUAUAUACUCGGCGGUUUUAUUGCGAUUGUUACGUAUAUUUUAAGCGGGCCUCGAAUGCACUUAUUCCAGACUAUAAUGGAGGCCUCUUUGAAACUGCCCUCUGUUUCGUAUAAAAAAAUGUCUAGAAUGAUCCACGCUAAAGAUAUUUUUGGUUUCUUUCUUCUAGUCGGACAAGUGUCAUGUUAUAAUUCCAUAAUGGACUUCAAUAAUUUUGAUAAGUUUUUUGUGCAGUACGGUCUCCUACUAAUACAUCAAAUGGAUAUGCUACACAUGAAUUGUGUUUGCGUAUUAAAGGCUUGUUUUAAGGGAAUCAAUGAUAAUCUGACAAAUUUACGGGAGCUUGUGGCAAAUGACAAGCCGCGUCUUCCGAGACACACAAAUAAUCAUGAGCAUGGAAAUCCAUUUUUACUAAUGGAGCUCAAAGUUUUGAAAAAGCAACAUGUAGUGGUCAGCGACACAGUGCAAAUGUUGAAUACGAUUUUCAGUUUACAGGUUCUCGCUAGCAUAGUUAUGACUUUUUGCUGUAUCACUUUCUAUCUGUAUUUCUAUAUAAUGCAUUGGAAAAUCGGCAAGAUAAUAAUGAAUGUAGAUUACAGCUUGUAUAACACGUUAUUGGUAACGUCUGUAUUAUAUUAUUGUAUCAAAAUAACGUUGAUUGCGUGGGCUUGUGAUACAGGCAGAGAUCAGGCUCUAAAAAUUGGUAUCACCAUUCACGAAAUACUCAACAGCACCAUCGAUAAACAAAUCAAAGAUGAGUUGAAGAUGUUUUCCUUGCAAGUACUGCAUCGCGAAAAUACAUUCUCCGCCAAGGGUCUUAUAAUAGAUUCAACGCUUCUAGUUGCGAUAGUGUGUAAUGUCACUACAUAUCUAUUAAUUUUAAUACAAUUCAUGGUUGCCGAUCACGUUUGUAAUAAAAAUUUUUCAACCAAUGGAACAAUACUUGUUUAAAAGAAGAUUCAUAAUCAAAUAAGGAAACAUAUUUUUAAAUACUAAACGUUAUAUAUUUUUGCACUGCGUGUAUAUGUAUAUGUGUAUAUACAAACAAAACAACCUUAUGUAUUAACAUUUAGUUGCGAAAAUAAACCUUUGAUAUAAUUAAUUAUAAUUAUGUUUAUG
Messenger RNA from Solenopsis invicta (red fire ant), 1548 nucleotides. RefSeq lists its product as uncharacterized. Bases 133 to 1380 code for a protein of 415 amino acids. The transcript has 3 exons. The record is from RefSeq and is a predicted model, not a curated record. Gene Ontology annotation, biological process: sensory perception of taste. Gene Ontology annotation, cellular component: membrane; axon; dendrite. Lineage: Eukaryota; Metazoa; Arthropoda; Insecta; Hymenoptera; Formicidae.